Molecule: messenger RNA, 552 nt
Organism: Nicotiana tabacum (common tobacco)
Lineage: Eukaryota; Viridiplantae; Streptophyta; Magnoliopsida; Solanales; Solanaceae
Source: RefSeq, a predicted model, not a curated record
AUGACGAAAGAUGGAAACACUACCAGAAUUGUCAAUGCCGACAACACUACCGGCACCACAACCAUCAUCCAAUUCAACCAUGUUUCCCAACUACCUAUCAAACUUAGUGGCAGUCACAAUUUUUCCACUGGGAAAGCACAGUUCUCCAUGCUUAUGCACGACCAUGAUCUCUAUGGUCACCUUGAUGGGUCUACCCUGAUUCCCACACCGACCACUAUUUUUUACAUCAAUACAACUCCUAAUUCUGCUUAUACGCUUUGGUUCCGUCAGGAUCAACUCAUCCAAAAUGCUCGUAUGGCGUCUGUUGACCCUACCAUUGCUUCCACAGUUGCUGCUGCCAACACAUCCAAACAUACUCGGAUCUUCAGCCUUCGUGACCAACUUGCACGAAUCACAAAAGACAACAUUCCUAUUACCGAGUACCUUCAGCGUAUUCGGUCCCUCUCUGAUGAACUUGCCACUGCAGGUGCUUCGGUCACUAACUCUGAACUUAUCGUCAAGAUUCUUAGUGGACUUGGCCCUGAAUUUCGUGAGAUAUUUGCUGCCAUAUGA